AAGCAAGUGGGGUCAUAACUAGAACCUAGUAACUACAUAAGGGUGUAAAUAAUAAUUUUAUAUUAUUCCAUCUUCUUAAAACCAAAUCUCCCAAUUUUUCCAUAAUUCAACCCAUUACAGACGACAGUAACCGUUCAUCCGCCGGAUCUCCGCCCACUUCCGUCGCCGGAGCACUCAAUUGAGCGGUUUACGCAAACACUUGCAUUUGAUCCAGUAGCUGUUCAAUCUGAAUACUCGACAUAAUGGUUGUUCUAGCAGCUUCCAUUACCAGUAAAUCUGGAAAAGCACUUGUUUCAAGGCAGUUUGUCGAAAUGUCCCGAAUCAGAAUCGAGGGGCUUCUGGCAGCUUUUCCCAAAUUGAUUGGAAGUGGGAAACAGCAUACCUAUGUUGAGACUGAAAAUGUGCGCUAUGUGUACCAGCCAAUGGAGGGUGUAUAUCUGCUGCUUGUGACUAACAAGCAAAGCAAUAUCCUUGAGGAUCUUGAUACACUGAGGCUUCUCUCUAAAGUCGUCCCUGAGUAUUCUGCUUCUUUAGAUGAAGAAGGUAUUUGCAAGAACGCAUUUGAGCUGAUUUUUGCUUUCGACGAAGUGAUUUCUCUCGGACACAAGGAGAACGUGACUGUUGCACAAGUCCGGCAAUACUGUGAGAUGGAGAGUCACGAAGAGAGAUUGCACAAAUUGGUAUUGCAAAGCAAGAUCAAUGAAACCAAGGAUGUAAUGAAGCGUAAAGCUAACGAGAUUGAUAAAAGCAAGAUCGAGAGGGGCAAAUUGGAAAAAGGUGGCUAUUCAGCUCUUCAAUCAAUGAGUUCAAUGGGAAGAAUGGAUAGUGGUUUUAGCAAUGAUAUGGGUAUAUCGAGUGGUAAUACCUUUGGAAGUGGUUCUGGAUUCGGAAUAACCUCUGAAGUGGACUCCUUCUCAACCAAGUCUAAAGGUCGUCCAUCUGCGGCGGUUACUGCUCCAGCGAAAGGAAUGGGUAUGAAGCUCGGCAAAUCACAAAGGGCGAACCAGUUCUUGGAAUCACUGAAAGCCGAAGGUGAAGUUAUUGUUGAGGACGUAAGACCAAGCAAAGCUGCUGCUGCUCCACCACCAACUGAUCCCGUCACUUUGACGGUUGAAGAGAAGAUUAAUGUGGCACUUAAGAGAGACGGUGGUCUCGCCAACUUCGAUGUGCAGGGAACUUUGUCUCUCCAAGUACUUAACCAGGAUGAUGGUUUUAUCCAAGUUCAGAUUGAAAGUGCUGGUAAUCCAGAGAUCAAAUUCAAGACACAUCCUAACAUCAACAAAGAGUUGUUCUCCAGUGAAAAUAUUCUAGGAUCCAAAGACCCUAACAGGCCAUUUCCCGCUGGCCAGUCUGGUGACGGUCUUGGUCUCCUCAAGUGGAGAAUGCAAAGUAAAGAUGAGUCAGCUGUGCCAUUGACUAUUAACUGCUGGCCUUCCGUUUCUGGAAAUGAAACCUAUGUUAGCAUAGAAUAUGAAGCUUCGUCAAUGUUUGAUUUACAAAAUGUGGUUAUUUCUGUUCCUCUUCCCGCUCUUAGAGAGGCACCAAAUGUUAGACAGGUCGAUGGGGAAUGGAGGUUUGAUUCUAGAAAUUCGAUACUAGAGUGGUCUAUACUUCUCAUUGAUAACUCCAACCGCAGUGGCUCGAUGGAGUUUGUUGUUCCUCCAGCCGAUACCUCGGUCUUCUUCCCCAUUUCUGUGCGGUUUUCAGCAACUAGUACUUUCAGUGACAUGAAGGUUGCAAGCAUUGUCCCGCUAAAGGGUGGAGCUCCUCCCAAGUUUUCUCAGAGGACUCAACUAGUAACCGAGAGUUACCAAGUCAUGUGAUCCAUGUUUUUGUCAUUCAGAGUGAAUCUACCAGUCCUUGGCUUCUGAAUUUUAUCUACAUAGACACGCUUUUUGUUCGCUUUUAAUCAUCAUAUGAUAAUAUAUAUUUUCGAAUUUUAAUCAAGUGAUCCAAAACAUACUACUGAUUCAAAUUUUGUUAAUUGUUUUUUGUUACUAAA
This is a messenger RNA of Helianthus annuus (common sunflower), 2002 nucleotides long. Its product is annotated as coatomer subunit delta. NCBI's taxonomy places the organism in Eukaryota, Viridiplantae, Streptophyta, Magnoliopsida, Asterales, Asteraceae. The record is from RefSeq and is a predicted model, not a curated record. Gene Ontology annotation, cellular component: COPI vesicle coat; cytosol. Bases 243 to 1823 code for a protein of 526 amino acids. The transcript has 12 exons. Gene Ontology annotation, biological process: Golgi localization; endoplasmic reticulum to Golgi vesicle-mediated transport; retrograde vesicle-mediated transport, Golgi to endoplasmic reticulum.